UUUCAUUUCAGUUCAGUUCAUUACUUCAUUUCAUAUAUAGAGACUGCUUCUGCAACAGAGCACAAACUAGAAACACAACAAUGGCUUACGAAGAAGAAAAUCCUCAGCCAAAUCAACCCCUCCCCCGCCGUACGCCGCCGUUCUCGCCGUCAACGUCUUCCCGGCAUUCUUCCUUCGGAUCAUCCUCAUCGUCGUCAUCGUCGAUGUGCUCAUUGAACGAGGAAUUAUUCUCUCCGUUAAAUCCAUCCAUGGCGGCCCGAGGAAUCCCAUUUUCUUGGGAACAAACCCCCGGAAUCCCAAAGAGCAACCGAAUUAACCCCAACCAGCAGGAUCAGCCCUCCGGCAAUGAGCUCCUCCCUCUGCCGCCGCCCGGAAACCCUAAUUCCGGCGCCAGGAAGACGACGACGACGACGGAGAGGGAUCCCUUCGCAGCAGCGCUGGUGGCGUGCUCGAAGGACGACGAGUACCAUGGAAGCUUCUGGAGAGAAGGGUUGAAGAACACGAGGAGUUUGAGCGACAGAUUUGGAUUCAUUAGCAUCUACACUUCCUGCAAGAGAACCUGUGCAGUUUCAGAAUCCAUCGUCUACCUCCCACGAUCCAACGACCCACAUUGCAUCCACAGCCGUCGAUCUAGGUAAUAGAUACAACCAACAAAUUCGACGGCCAUGAUCGAUCGAUCGAUUCAUCUCAUCGCAAGUGAAUAAUAAUAAUAAUAAAAUUAUGUGUGUUUGUUUA
This is a messenger RNA of Andrographis paniculata, 735 nucleotides long. RefSeq lists its product as uncharacterized. The transcript has a single exon. NCBI's taxonomy places the organism in Eukaryota, Viridiplantae, Streptophyta, Magnoliopsida, Lamiales, Acanthaceae. The coding region runs from base 81 to 638 and encodes 185 amino acids. The record is from RefSeq and is a predicted model, not a curated record.